Messenger RNA from Molossus molossus (Pallas's mastiff bat), 4317 nucleotides. RefSeq names its product kelch like family member 9 (gene KLHL9). Gene Ontology annotation, cellular component: Cul3-RING ubiquitin ligase complex. The record is from RefSeq and is a predicted model, not a curated record. Gene Ontology annotation, biological process: protein ubiquitination; regulation of cytokinesis. Gene Ontology annotation, molecular function: cullin family protein binding; ubiquitin-protein transferase activity. The coding region runs from base 563 to 2416 and encodes 617 amino acids. NCBI's taxonomy places the organism in Eukaryota, Metazoa, Chordata, Mammalia, Chiroptera, Molossidae. The transcript has a single exon.
GCUGCGCAGUCGCGGUAGCUGCUGCGGCCGCUCCUAGCCCGAGGGAUCCUGGGACUAGGCCUUUCCGGAAGGACCGGCUAGGCGUCCGGCUGGAGGUCGGUAUUCCAGGCCUGUGUUCCAGGCCCUUGCUCCAGGACAGCCCCGUGGCCGCGGCAACGCUUUACUGACAGCGGGGGACCCACGGGCCGGGCCGGUCGCUGAGGUGCCCGGCCUCGCCGCCGAGCGAGCCGCGGAGCUGCAGUACGUGGCGGCGCCUCCCCCUCGGUCCGGAGCGGAACUGCUGGAAGAGCAGCAGCGCAGGCCGCCGGACCAGGUGAACCGUGUUGCUUAACCGCCUUCAGGUGAUGAAUCAUCUGCAUAACAGUCAGAUUUGAGGUCCACAGCCCAUUGUGGCCCUGCUGCACAACAAUUUAAAGUGGAUGACUGACUGGUGUGCCUGAGGGUUGCCACGGUGCCCGCUGCCCUUGGCAGGGAAAGGGAGCUCUUCUGCUCUUUGGACACCUCGUUUCCUUGAAAGCAUUCCAGUUUCUCAGGCCUACGCCUUUGUGCAAGAGGCUUUCCCAUGAAAGUGUCACUGGGUAACGGAGAAAUGGGCGUCUCCGCCCAUUUACAGCCUUGUAAGGCAGGAACCACACGCUUUUUUACCAGCAAUACCCACAGUUCGGUGGUAUUGCAAGGCUUUGAUCAGCUCAGAAUAGAAGGAUUGCUUUGUGAUGUGACUUUGGUACCAGGUGAUGGAGAGGAAAUCUUUCCCGUUCACAGAGCUAUGAUGGCGUCUGCUAGCGAUUAUUUCAAGGCUAUGUUCACAGGUGGAAUGAAAGAACAAGAUUUAAUGUGUAUUAAGCUUCAUGGGGUGAACAAGGUUGGUCUUAAGAAAAUAAUUGACUUUAUUUAUACUGCAAAACUGUCUCUCAAUAUGGACACUCUCCAGGACACACUUGAAGCUGCCAGCUUUUUACAAAUUUUACCUGUUUUGGACUUCUGUAAAGUGUUUCUUAUUUCAGGAGUCUCUUUAGAUAACUGUGUUGAAGUUGGGCGAAUAGCUAACACCUAUAACCUUAUAGAGGUGGAUAAAUAUGUCAAUAACUUCAUUCUGAAGAAUUUUCCUGCGUUAUUGAGUACUGGGGAGUUUCUGAAACUGCCUUUUGAACGCCUUGCUUUUGUGCUUUCCAGUAAUAGUCUUAAGCACUGUACUGAACUUGAGCUCUUCAAGGCUGCCUGUCGCUGGCUAAGGUUGGAAGACCCUCGGAUGGAUUAUGCUGCAAAAUUAAUGAAGAAUAUUCGGUUUCCACUAAUGACCCCGCAGGACCUCAUCAAUUAUGUGCAGACAGUAGAUUUCAUGAGAACAGACAAUACCUGUGUUAAUUUGCUUUUAGAAGCUAGCAAUUACCAAAUGAUGCCAUAUAUGCAGCCGGUGAUGCAGUCAGAUAGAACAGCCAUUCGAUCUGACUCGACACACUUGGUUACAUUAGGAGGAGUUUUGAGGCAGCAGCUGGUUGUCAGUAAAGAAUUGCGGAUGUAUGAUGAAAGGGCACAAGAGUGGAGAUCUUUAGCCCCCAUGGAUGCUCCUCGUUACCAGCAUGGCAUUGCUGUCAUUGGAAACUUUCUUUAUGUAGUUGGUGGUCAAAGUAAUUAUGAUACGAAAGGAAAAACCGCUGUUGAUACAGUUUUCAGAUUUGAUCCUCGGUAUAAUAAAUGGAUGCAGGUUGCAUCAUUAAAUGAAAAGCGCACCUUCUUCCACUUGAGUGCCCUCAAAGGACAUUUGUAUGCUGUUGGUGGGCGAAGUGCAGCUGGUGAACUGGCCACAGUAGAAUGUUAUAAUCCAAGAAUGAAUGAGUGGAGCUAUGUUGCAAAAAUGAGUGAACCCCACUAUGGCCAUGCAGGAACAGUGUAUGGAGGUUUAAUGUAUAUUUCGGGAGGAAUUACUCAUGACACUUUCCAAAAUGAACUCAUGUGUUUUGACCCAGAUACAGACAAAUGGACACAGAAGGCUCCAAUGACUACAGUCAGAGGUCUGCAUUGCAUGUGUACAGUUGGAGACAAGCUCUAUGUCAUUGGUGGCAAUCACUUCAGAGGAACAAGUGAUUAUGAUGAUGUUCUAAGCUGUGAAUACUAUUCACCAACCCUUGACCAGUGGACACCAAUUGCUGCUAUGUUAAGAGGUCAAAGUGAUGUUGGAGUUGCUGUCUUUGAAAAUAAAAUCUAUGUUGUAGGUGGAUAUUCUUGGAAUAAUCGUUGUAUGGUAGAAAUUGUCCAGAAAUAUGAUCCAGACAAGGAUGAGUGGCAUAAAGUUUUUGACCUUCCAGAGUCUCUUGGUGGCAUUCGAGCUUGUACUCUCACAGUUUUUCCACCUGAAGAAAACCCUGGGUCACCUUCUAGAGAAUCACCUCUCUCAGCACCUUCAGAUCAUUCCUAGGACUAAAGUGUUUUAUCUUUGCAGUGCAUAAUGGAUGAUCUCCUUCUUCCCCUUCAGUUGUAGCUUCCAAUGAUUGGUUGAGUUAUUAGAUAAAAAGGUAACUGAUGUUAUUUGUAUUGUUUGGCUUAGUAUGUUUAUCAAAUGGUUAAAUGCAUUCUGAAAAUAUUCAGUAUAGCCAGCUGUUAAACAAAAAGAUCUGUAAAAAUAUGUUAGAUGGCUUUUUGUGGUGUUAUGUAAGUCAGAUUGUUGGUGAUUGUAAUAAAUGUAUAAUUAUGUUCAUCAUGCUUCAAAGUUGAAAGUUUUCAUCAAAGAUUUGAUUACGAACAUCAAAGGGAGACUGCCAGCUCUAACCUAAAAUAAUAAACGAAAAGUCUCCAAGUAUUAUUAGCUACUUCCCUUUUUUCAUAGAACUUUUGACAUAGCUGCCAACUCAGCAAAUUGUGUGGGUGCAUUCAGAAUAUGUGAAGUUUCUUAGGCAGGUAGGAGAGAGAAUAUAUUCAGAAAUAGUAACUUGAAAAAAUCAGUUUAGCCCUAAGUCAGAGUUUGUUUUUCUGGAGAGAGUGAGAAAAAGAGAAAAUAGACACACGUACAUACAUACAUAUAUAUGUAUAUAUAUACACAUACACACAUAUAAUUUUAAAUUGAUUGGCACGUCAAAUAGAGUGAAAUUGUUUUUAAGUUUAAAUUCUACCUAGCAGCUAUUUCUAUGCAAAUGUGAAUUCAGUACCAGAAAUGUCUAUAUAGUCAUGCUGAAUUGAAAUAGAUAAGUACUAUAACAUAUUAAACUGACAACCAGGUUUAGCAUUUGACUAAAUUGUUACUGCAGAUGAAACUUAUAUUACUUUUUCUGCUUGUAUAUUGUUUUCUGUAGAGUUUCUUUUAUACAGAUUACCUAGCAGAGUUCAGGUUUCAGAGAAUUGGCUUUGCUCAGUAUAUUUAUGCUCUGCUAUUUUCUACCUUUUCAGGAAAAUGUAUGAUAUUAUAAAAGCAAAGAAAGAAACCUGCUAAACAAAGCUAUAGGGUUUUAAAUUUAGUCACCCAACUUAAUCAUUCUAACAAGAUUAUUUGAUUUAGGGUGGUUGCCCUGGUGCUGCUCCUACCCAUGUGCAUCCUGAGCUUUGUGUGAUCUGCCUCAAGGCCAUGAUCUGAGCAAGCAGUGGACACACUCUGUUCUGCAUCAAAUCGGAAAAAAAGUCCUUUUGGCUAUGUCUAAAGGACAGGACCAACUUCAGAUGUCCUAAGUAGCCAGCUACAGAAAGCCUAGGGCACUGCUAUUUCUUGCAGGCAGUACUGUACUAAAGUUGAUCGUCAGGCUCUUCAAUACCAAGGGCAUCCCUACUGGUUGAGAACCAGGGGCUUUAUCAGCAAAUGGAAUCAUAGGAGUCCUCUGUAGUGAAUAAUUCUGAAAUACUUUGCUAGAAUGUCUACCUGAGGAAAAAAAUUUACAUAUAUACAUUUACAUACAUGCAUAUGUAUGUGUAUAUCCCUUUACUUAGGAGAUUGUCAUAGUGUAAGUCAGGAACCUUCUUGUUAUUGACAAUCCCAUAAUGAAACUCAGGAACCAAGACAAAAGGAAUUGGCUUCCAGGGAUCUGAACUUUACUGCCCAUACAAGUAUUGAUUCAUUUCAAUGCUUUUUAUGAUUUCUGCAUUGGCAGAAAUUUUCAUACUUCUAUGUUUUUUUAAUGACUCAAUUUUUUAUUACUAAAAAUAACACAUUUGAGUAUAUUUAGAAAAUAGAAAACAUAGAAAUUACUGUUAACCUUGUGCAUAGAAUAAGCAAGAAAUGGCAUACCAAUCAUUUCCUUGAUUAUUAAUAAGGUUAAGUAUUUGUUUCCUUCGAUCAGAUGUUCAUGUUCUUUGCCUUUGUAGUGCCUAUUGGAGUUGCUUUGUUUUUCUUAU